AUGAUUAAUAAUGAAAAACGAACAUCAGCUGCUAAACUUGUUAAUCAAUUAUAUUUUUUUCCCAUUAGAUAUAUACUAAAUAUGGAUGGUACGAUAAAAGGUGAUGAUGAAUCACGUAUUAGUGUUAAAUAUGCUAUACCAAUAUGUCUAUCAUAUUUAUCAACAAUUUGUUAUGCAUUUACAAUUAUAGGAAUUGAAUUAUUAGAAGAUUCUAUUCAACAUAGUACAAGUUCUUAUGUUCUUGCUAAAUUUGCUCUAGCUCAACUUAUAGAUGACAUUGAUUUUCGAAUAUUAACUUAUCUUGAAUAA
This is a messenger RNA of Rotaria sp. Silwood1, 309 nucleotides long. The record is from the annotation of a GenBank genome assembly. Lineage: Eukaryota; Metazoa; Rotifera; Eurotatoria; Philodinida; Philodinidae.